This is a messenger RNA of Amphibalanus amphitrite, 1291 nucleotides long. RefSeq lists its product as uncharacterized. The coding region runs from base 212 to 1291 and encodes 359 amino acids. The transcript is spliced from 2 exons. The record is from RefSeq and is a predicted model, not a curated record. Lineage: Eukaryota; Metazoa; Arthropoda; Thecostraca; Balanomorpha; Balanidae.
CGUGUGGGGAAAUAGGGCAUCUAUUCCGUGAUUGUCCCAAAACUUGUACCGCGGGGGGAGGGCCUUUCUGUCUGCGCUGUAGACGCGAUGGCCAUUGGAUGUCCGACUGCAGUCUGCACGGUCCGGCCACGAUGGGCGGUGCGCCCGCGUGCCCCGGUGCCGGACAGAUCCCGAACCAGGGAAACUAAGGGCAGCUGGCGUUGAGGGACAAAUGCCAGCCGGGAUUGUACCAGGGUCCCACAUCGUAGCGUCUGUUGUUGAAAUGGAAUUUGGAGGUAGGCGGGUGUGGGCCCUGGUGGACACCGGUACUGAGUUAUCGAUGAGAGGUGGCAACGGAGGCCUGCGGUCGACAGGGGACGAGGCCUGUCACGAUAAGCCGGCCGUUUUGGCCCCUGCUCUCGGCCAUUGGUUCGGAUCCGUCGCGGCGAGACGGGUGGGGGGCGAGAGUUCUCAGGGUUGUUGUCUUCCCUCGGUGGUUUCAGCGUUCGUGGUGCAUCUGCUGACUUCCGUGCUGUCCUUGUUCUCGUGGGUGUUCAAGGGACGGAAGUCAGCGCCCACCCUGGUUGGGUCAGCUCCCGGUCCGUCGGCGGGUAAGGGGACAUGUCAGGGGUCUGACCCGGUGCAGGGCGGUGCGCCUACACUGGAGACCACUGAUAAGCUCGCUUCUUUUCGGGCUGGGAAAUCUAGCAACAGGGGAGGGGCGGCACUGGUUGUGGGGAGUGGCAGCGUGGGCGCGGAGACCCGCUGCCGGCUCAGUGCGGUGGAGCCUGACCUGAUGAAGGGCGGGUCGCCCCCGAUCAGACGCUUGGGCAGCAAUGCUCUACUUAGGGUUGGAGUACCCGUCACCAGUUCCCGAGCGGGGCCAAAUCAGUUGCCUCCUGUGCUUCGGGCACGGUGGAGACGACAGCGCCGCCGACGCCGUCGUCGUCCCCCUCGUGGUCUGAAUGAUAACAGCGCUGAGAAAGUGUUAAAUCACAACAAUCUAAGGCCUUGCCAGGCACUGGACGCGGCAGGGAACCAAUGUAGCCCGGGCCCCGCAGUGGGACGGACCCUAAACUCCGAGCCCGGCCAGGUGCAAGGCGGAGCGCCUACACCAGGGGGCAGUGACGGGCUGCCCGACCCAUUGGUGGGUGCCUGGCUGUGCAGCGCCCCCGGUCCAGCCCCACUGGGCGCAGUGGGGCGUCCCGGCGCUACUGAGGAGGGUCCGGAAGUGGCUUAUGGCCCACCCACCCCGGUGUUCACACGAUACGGGCGCCUGUCGCGCCCAGUGGCGCCUUUCAGCAAUGGAUGA